AUGCUUGAAAUGACAAGAAAAACAGAGGCCGUCAUCAAAAACUUCAGCCCACACUACAGACGCCAGCAUGCGGUGGCUUUCUGCAAGCAUGUGCAGGAUGAGCUGGAGCAGCACAGGGAUUCCCAGUCCCGGUUCCUGAAAACCAAGCCACCGGCAGAAGCUGAGACAGUCUUAUACGAAGCAGAGCUGCUGCAUUUUGCUGAGGAUCUGAAGAAGUGGAAGGACAGAUAUGUCGUUGUCAAAAAUGACUACACUGUGGAUUGCUUUGAGACUAAAGAGGCCUACCAGAAAGGAGCCAGCCCUAAAUACCAUGUUCUUCCUGCAGGAGGCAAAGUACUGACUUCAGAAGAAGAUUACAAUUUGCUGUCUGAUAAACAUUUUCCAGAUCCUGUUGGGUCGAGUGAGAAGGAGGUCACUCAAGCCUUCGUUCAGCUGCCGAGAGAGUUCCCUGUUUACCUGUGGCAGCCCUUCACCCGACACAGCUACUACUGCUUCCCGGAGGCAGAAGCUCAGAGGCAGUUCAGCGCCGUGCUGGGGGACUGCGUGAGACACUCAAACCACGAUAUAGUAGAACAGACCACUUAUGAAGUUGAGGCGUUCUUAGAAGCCAUUCAGUUCUUCCGGCAGGAGAAAGGCCACUAUGGGACAUGGGAAAUGAUAACCGGAAAUGAAAAAGAGAUCCUGAGCAACCUUGUGAUGGAGGAACUCCUGCCUAACCUUCAAACAAUGAUCCUGCCUAAAAUGAAAGGAAAGAGGAAUGAUAGGAAGCGGGCCUGGUUUGGUAUCGUAGAAGAAACUUAUGGCUUAGUCCAGCAGCAGGUGUCAGAAGGAUUAAAUACCUUGAAAGAAGAAUGCAGAGAUUUUGCAAAAACUCUUGAAGGAACCAUUCGCUCAGACAUGGAUCAGAUUCUGAACUCCAAGAGCUUCUUAGCUGGAAAAAUCAAAGCCACUGUUUCUGAGCCUGCCCAGAAGUGCUGCAUAGAACAUAUCCAGCCAUUUCUCGCAUCCAUAUUGGAGGAGCUCAUGGGUCCGGUGAGUUCUGGAUUCACUGAAGUCCGCUCACUUUUUGAUAAAGAAGUUAAUGAAAUCAUACAGGACUUCCAGAAGACAAAUGAUAUCACGAAGCUGAAGGAGAAUGUGGAUCAGCUUAUGAACCUGCCAUUUAACUCUGUGAAAAUGGAGCCCUGUUAUAUGAAAGUGAACCUCCUCCAGGAACUCCUUCAAGACCUCAAGAGUCGCUUCAAGAUCUAUCACAUUGAUUUUGUGAUUCAGAGGACACAGAACUUCAUGCAAGAGCUGAUGGAAAAUGCAGUUUAUACUUUUGAGCAGCUGUUCUCUCCAAGUCACCAGGCAGACCCAGCGAAAGUUGCAACAAGCAUUGAGAAGGUCAAGCUGAGAGUACUGAAGCAAUAUGAUUAUGACAGCAGCACUAUCCGGAAGAAGAUAUUUCAAGAAGCACUGGUACAGAUUACUUUGCCCACAAUGCAGAAGACACUGGCUGCAACGUGCAAACCAGAGCUGCAGAAAUAUGAGCAGUUCAUUUUUGCUGAUUACACUAGCGUGAUCCAAGUAGAGAAUGUGUAUGAAGAGAUUUUGUAUCAGACACUGCUUGAAGAAACCCUGAAAGUGAUAAAAGAAGCUGCCAUUAUGAAGAAGCACAACCUCUUUGAAGAUAACUUGAAUUUGCCCUGUGAAAGUGUGUCCAGCUUAACGGACCUGAAGACCCCUUCAGGAUCAGCACAAACCACUCCUGCGAAGAAGCCUUCCUCUGUCCGAGCCGAGAUAUCAGACACUGAAACUCAAAGUGAUGAAACACUCAUUGUGACAGGAAAAAUUUCUUGGGAGAAGGAUGCUGAUGAUAGAAAGUCAUCAGACAAAGAGGCAGUCACUUCUGUUAAUACAGCUGGUGAUCAGGCGAGCAAAAGUGAAGAAGUGGUCACUACAGACACUGGCGAAAAACAGGAGUCUCUUUCAGCUACCCUUACAAAACAAGAAGUUGCAGAGGAAAAAAGCGCUUUGCAGAAUGAAGACACAGUGAAAGCAGAGUGUGUAGUGAACGCUCAGAAAGAGCUUAAGACACAACAAGAAGCUGUGGAGGAAAAAGUAGCUUCUGGGACUGGAACUGCAGUGAAAGAUUUUGGAGGCAGCCCUGAAAAAGAACUUCAGGAAGAAGUUUCUGAGAUAAAGCUUACUUCCCCACAUGAUAAUGUAGCAGAAGCGGAGAUUUUAAGAAAUUCUGAAAAGAAAAUCAAGGUAGAAAAAGAAAUUAUGGAAAAAUUACCUCAGAGUGAAAAUGCAGUAGGAACAGGGUUUGAAGAGGAUAGUAGAAAAGAAAGCAAUGACCAAGGAGCAAGUACUGAGACAAGGGUUGUUUCCCAGAAUGAAAACACAGGGAAUGGAGGGUUUGGGGAUAAUCUUGAAAAAGAAAGCAAGUCAGAAGAAAAGAGUUGUAAAUCCCCUGAUGAUGUGAAUGAGAUAAGGAGUUUGCUGAUGGUAACAGUUGAGAUACCAGCAGAUACUCCACCUGAGAACAUAAAGGAGGUUUGUGAAGGUGAGAUAUUAAAGUUUCAAGAGCACAAUAAAGGGAAUGACGAGAUGAGCGAAAUGGCUGCAACAGAAAUUCAAGUGAGCCAGACAAUGAUGAAUAAAGAUGCAGCAGAAUGCACAGAGUUCAAGGAGGACCAGCCAUCUUCAUCUAGUUUGGGGACAGAUGGUAUGAAUUUAGUGAAUGUGUCUGAGGGGGCCUGCAAUAUGGCACAAGCAGAAUGGCUGGUGGAAAGCUCAGGUACACCUCAGGAGGCAAAGGCAGAGGUGGAGAUCAAGCAAAGCGUUUGGUACACAGACUUGGCUAGAGGCGACAGCAAUUUAGAGGUCAGCAAUCUGCAAGGUUGCGCUGGACCACCGAUCAAAAAUAAAAAUAAUAAUCCGCUCAUUCGGUAA
Charadrius vociferus (killdeer) is the source of this 2940-nucleotide messenger RNA. It is a transcript of the gene NIBAN1, whose product is annotated as family with sequence similarity 129, member A. The coding region runs from base 1 to 2940 and encodes 979 amino acids. The transcript is spliced from 16 exons. The record is from RefSeq and is a predicted model, not a curated record. Lineage: Eukaryota; Metazoa; Chordata; Aves; Charadriiformes; Charadriidae.